Lactuca virosa is the source of this 369-nucleotide messenger RNA. The record is from the annotation of a GenBank genome assembly. NCBI's taxonomy places the organism in Eukaryota, Viridiplantae, Streptophyta, Magnoliopsida, Asterales, Asteraceae.
AUGAUUCAACCUCAGACCCAUUUGAAUGUAGCAGAUAACAGCGGGGCUGGAGAAUUGAUGUGUAUUCGAAUCGUAGGAGCUAGCAAUCGCCGAUAUGCUCAUAUUGGUGACGUUAUUGUUGUUGUGAUCAAAGACGCAGUUCCAAACAUGCCUCUAGAAAGAUCAGAAGUGGUCAGAGCUGUAAUUGUCCGUACUUGUAAAGAAAUUAAACGUGACAAUGGUAUGAUAAUACGAUAUGAUGACAAUGCCGCAAUUGUGAUUGAUCAAGAAAGAAAUCCAAAAGGAACGCAAGUUUUUGGUGCGAUUGCCCGAGAACUGAGACAGUUCAAUUUUACUAAAAUAGUUACAUUAGCCCCUGAGGUAUUAUAA